AUGGCAGACGAUGCGCCUCGCAAGCGGUCACGGUUCGACCAGACAGAACCUGAGCCACGAAAGACUUCGCGCUUCGACAGACGCUCCAGAUCUCCAUCGUCCCGACACAGCGAGUCUAGGAGAAGUCGCAGCCCGCUCGCAAAAGCUAGUCAGAGUCCCGCAGCGUCUGAGAAGCGCAGCACCCCGCUAGAUCCAGCUGCCGCCGCCGCUGCCGCUGCUGCAAAGAUCAAUGCGGAGCUGCAAGCCCGCAAGGGCAUUCAGCAUGUCGACGUCCCUCCAGUUCGAUCCUCACUCACUCCGACCCCUGCUCCUACUCCUGCGACUCCUUCCUCCGGUCAAAGCGCAGCCAAGGUUGACGGGGAGAUCUACAUUGCCGAUGGAGACUAUAUCAAGGACAUUGAGGUGAACGACCUGCGCAACCGCUACACUUUGACAAAGGGCUCUACGCAAAGGAUGAUCAAGGAAGAAACAGGAGCUGAUGUCACAACCCGCGGUUCCUACUAUCCGGAUAAGUCUAUGGCUACUGCAACGAAUCCACCUCUGUAUCUGCACGUCACCAGCACCACCAAGGCCGGGCUCGAGAAGGCUAUUGCGAAAAUAGAGGAGCUAAUGAAGCAAGAACUUCCCAAUCUGGUGGACGAAAGACGCUUUCGCCGCAGGGAACCGGAGCAAUUUGAACGAGAUGAAUUUGGCAGGAGAAAAUGGCCCGAAGAGCGGAUUCCCAUCGACAUGGAGAAUAUUCCCGGAUUCAACCUCCGCGCACAGGUCGUGGGUCAAGGCGGUGCCUACGUCAAACACAUCCAACAGGAGACGGGAUGUAGAGUCCAAAUCAAGGGCCGUGGAUCUGGCUUUAUGGAACACAGCACUGGACAAGAGUCGGAUGAGCCCAUGUAUCUCCAUGUUGCAGGACCUCAACCCGCUCAAGUUCAAAAGGCCAAAGAACUGUGUGAGGAUCUGCUUGCUAACGUCCGCGUGAACUUUGAGCACUUCAAAGCCAACCCGCCACCACCGAGAAUGGAGUCAUACACUGAUGGUUACGGAGCUGAUGCAAAUCGCAGUUCUUAUGGACACGGAAGAGACCGCGGUCGCGGCGACAACAGUUACUCGCAUGGCAGCAACAACUACAACUCCCCCUAUGCUGGAGUGUCAGCCACCCCUGCGCCUGGAACUGCUUCUUCACCCACAGAUUACGCCGCACAAUAUGCGCAGUACUAUGCCAGUCAACCUGGCGGUGAUCCUUACGCUGCCUAUGGUGGCUAUCAAAACUACGUUGCCUACUAUCAGUACUACCAACAGCAGGCCGCUGCCGCUCAACAGUCUCCACCACCACCGCCAUCAGGACCAGCAGAUAACAAUCCCCCGCCUCCUCCGGCUGAUAAUGGUGCUGCAGCACCUCCACCACCUCCUCCAUCUAGUGGCUACUCGGCGGUGCCGCCACCUCCAGGUUUAUGA
Fonsecaea pedrosoi CBS 271.37 is the source of this 1452-nucleotide messenger RNA. RefSeq lists its product as uncharacterized. Gene Ontology annotation, cellular component: nucleus. The transcript has 7 exons. The coding region runs from base 1 to 1452 and encodes 483 amino acids. The record is from RefSeq and is a predicted model, not a curated record. Gene Ontology annotation, molecular function: RNA binding. NCBI's taxonomy places the organism in Eukaryota, Fungi, Ascomycota, Eurotiomycetes, Chaetothyriales, Herpotrichiellaceae.